Galendromus occidentalis (western predatory mite) is the source of this 1518-nucleotide messenger RNA. Its product is annotated as cytochrome P450 2F2-like. The transcript has a single exon. Gene Ontology annotation, cellular component: intracellular membrane-bounded organelle; cytoplasm. The coding region runs from base 1 to 1518 and encodes 505 amino acids. The record is from RefSeq and is a predicted model, not a curated record. Lineage: Eukaryota; Metazoa; Arthropoda; Arachnida; Mesostigmata; Phytoseiidae. Gene Ontology annotation, molecular function: oxidoreductase activity, acting on paired donors, with incorporation or reduction of molecular oxygen, reduced flavin or flavoprotein as one donor, and incorporation of one atom of oxygen; iron ion binding; heme binding. Gene Ontology annotation, biological process: xenobiotic metabolic process.
AUGUUCUACUGGAUACUCUUCGCUGUUAUGCUGGAUUAUGUCUACUUCAAAGUCAAGUACACGACGCCGAACGGGCCUCCGGUGUGGUACGUGUUCCCGUUCGUGGGAGCGGCGCCGAUUUUCUGCUUGCCCACCUUCAUCUACAAGCGUAUCUACCUAUGGUAUUUGAAAUAUGGCCCGGAUGUGAUUCUAACGCGAGCGCCCAGAGCCGUGGUGCUGACGAAAGGAUCCGCUACCAAAGCUGCUCUUCGCAACGAGAAUUGCCAGAGCAAACCCGAAGUAUAUCUCAUGACUUAUCUCGGAUGGAUAUUGACGGGGAAAGACGGUCUAGUCUACACCGACGGCGGCCAGGUCGAAUGGAGGUCUCACCGCAAAAUCGACGUCGCCGCUCUAUACGCCCUGCCCAGACGUGAGAUGGUCGUGAAAUCCUCCGAAGUGGUGGAUGUCUUCCUCCGGGAGAUCCAAAAACACGAAGGAGAAGCAUGGGACUGUGAGCAUGAGCUGGAAGUCGCCAAGUACCAAGAGUCGGCCAAUUUAAAUUUGGGAUCUUGUUUCGAAGAUAGCGACAUCAAACAAUUCGUGGCCAUCGUGGCGAACGUCUUCAAGAAGAUGCUGGUGGUGUCUAUUGCGAUAAACAUCAUGCCACGGAGCUUAAUCCCUUGGGUCGAGGGCCUCCUCCCUAAGAUUGUGAGGCCUGCGCACAUAGCUCGAGUGUACAACGAGGCCUUGUGGGUAUUAAUCCAGAAAAAACUAUCGGAGAAGGAAGACAACCGAACCCGAGAUUUCCUCGCAGCAACGCUCCGGGUCAAGAAGCCCGCCGAAGCCCACGAAUAUCUCCGCGCAUCUUCCUUCUUCCUCAUGAUAGGUAAUACUCAUAGUACUCAUCACACGAUUCUGAGCGCUCUCACGAACUUAGCUCUAGAACCUGCGAUCCAGGACAGGCUAUACCAAGAAAUAAAAUACGUCCUCGGCCACGACGAGCUCACGCUUGAGCACCUCGAUAGCAUGCCCCUCUUGAAAGCGGUUAUCAUGGAGACCAACCGUCUGGACAGUCCGUUCCCUUUUAAUCUGAGGCUCAGCACAGCCCCGACGGACAUCCUCGGAUUCCCGAUUCCCGCCGGAAUGCCGAUUCUGAUGUUCAUCCACGCAGAGAAUUGGAAUCCGGACCAUUUCCCGCAACCUCUCUCGUUCCGACCCGAGCGAUUCAUCGAUGAUCAAGGAAAUUAUUUGCCGAAUCCCAACCACGGCAUAUUCGGCGGGGGCAAACGCGAGUGUCCUGGUAAACACAUAAAUAUCACGACCGCGGGCGUUUUCCUUUCGAAAAUCCUUCAGCACUACCGGGUGGAGCCAGCGAAUAUCAACGCUAAGCCGGCAGAACGGAUCAGCUCCAUGUUUCCGGCUCCGUCCAAGAUCCCCUACCGGUUCAUUCGGAGGAACAAAGACUUGCCUCUGCCUCUGACGGAGCCCGCUUCAGAUCUCUCAGAAAUUUUCAGAGAGGUUCUUGAUCGAGUCAAAUGA